Closterium sp. NIES-65 is the source of this 3108-nucleotide messenger RNA. The record is from the annotation of a GenBank genome assembly. NCBI's taxonomy places the organism in Eukaryota, Viridiplantae, Streptophyta, Zygnematophyceae, Desmidiales, Closteriaceae.
AUGCAAGAAGUGAUGAAUCGCGGUCAGCUCCUUUCUGAUGAUAUUAUCUUCGAUCUUCUAUCAAAACGGCUAGAGCAGGGUGUUGUCACGGGCGAAGGUGGUUUCAUUCUGGACGGAUUUCCUCGCACAGCCGUACAAGCAGAGGUAUUGGAGUCCAUGACACAGAUUGACCUGGCUGUGAACCUGACCCUUCGGGAGGAAGUCCUGGUUCAGAAGAUGCUGGGGCGUAGAUUAUGUUCAGACUGUGGCGGUAAUUACAAUGUUGCUAACAUUGACAUUCCCGCACAAGAUGGAAAGCCAGCCAUUUUCAUGCCUCCACUGCCAGCACCAGCUGGUUGUGAAGGCAAGCUUGUCCAAAGGGCGGAUGACACAGAGGAAACAGUUCUGGCUCGUCUGAAGGUUUAUGAAGAACUGAGCAAACCUGUGGAGGACUUCUACAAUGAAAGAGGCCGCUUGAUGGAAUUCGAAAUUACGGUUCAGUUCCCUCCUUUUCUUCCCAGGAGUCUGGACGCCUCGGAUCUGGGAUUCUGGAACUUGGAACCAAGAAGGUUGGCGGAGGAAAACUUGAAGCAGCUUCAGGAUUCCAACUUUCCGGCAUACCUAGUUUCCUUGUCCCUGGAGCUUGCGAAUCCGGAAAAGCAGACAGAUUCUCGGCGGCUUGCUGGUCUCAUUCUGAAGAACUCUCUCGACGCGAAGGAGUCUACUAGGAAGACCGAGUUUAUUCAACGUUGGAUUGCUCUAGAUGCUGCUAUCAAGGGACAGAUCAAGGCCGCUCUUCUCGCAACCCUUGGAUCACCAGUCCAAGAUGCUCGCCAUACAUCGGCUCAGGUUAUUGCUAAGAUCGCUGCCAUUGAGCUUCCACGGAAUGAGUGGCCUGAACUCGUCGUAGGCUUGCUCGGUAACAUGGGAUCGCCAACCCAACCGCAGCCAGAUCACCUGAAAGAGAGCACUCUUGAAGCUCUGGGAUUCGUUUGUGAGGAGAUCGCCGGGACUGACUCUCUGGCUCAAGAGCAGGUCAACAGUGUGUUGACUGCUGUUGUGCAAGGGAUGAACAAGACGGAGCCGAACAACGAUAUCAGGCUGGCUGCUACAAGAGCACUCUCCAACGCUCUUGAAUUCGCGCAAACCAACUUCGAAAACGAGGUGGAGCGGAACUACAUUAUGACGGUCAUCUGUGAAGCGUCGCUGUGUCCUGACGUGAGGGUUCGGCAAGCUGCAUUUGAGUGCCUGGUGGCCAUCUCGUCGACCUACUACUCGAAGCUCGCGCCGUACAUGAACGACAUUUUCCAGAUCACGGCCAAGGCGACGAGAGAAGACCAGGAACCCGUUGCGCUUCAAGCCGUGGAGUUAUGGUCGUCGAUCUGUGACGAGGAGAUCGAGCUACAGGAAGAGUACACGGCGGACUCUGAGGUCACGAAUUUCAAUUUUAUUAAGCAGGCUCUUCCGGCGCUCGUUCCUAUGCUGCUGGAGACCCUGACGAAACAAGAGGAGGGUCAGGAUUCGGAUGAAACGGCUUGGAAUCUGGCCAUGGCUGGAGGUACCUGCUUGGGUCUGGUCGCCAGAACGGUCGGGAAUGAUAUCGUUCCGCUAGUCAUGCCGUACGUCCAGGAGAACAUCAGCAAGCCGGAAUGGAGAAACAGGGAAGCUGCGACGUACGCGUUUGGAUCUAUCCUCGAGGGUCCUGAUACGGAGCAGCUGGUACCUCUGGUGAACAGCGCGCUGGGAUUCAUGCUGAAUGCGAUGAAGGACGAGAAUGCGCAUGUGAAAGACACAACAGCAUGGACUCUCGGCCGGAUCUUUGAGAUCGUGCACGGAUCUUCACCAGAGAACCCGAUUAUUAAUGCGACGAAUCUCCCAGCCAUCCUGGCUGUCCUGAUCGAGAGCCUCAAGGACGUUCCGAAUGUGGCCGAGAAGGUGUGCGGAGCGAUCUACUUCCUCGCGCAAGGGUCGGAAGGCAGCGAGGGAGCGCUGUCCAUGACUCCGUAUUUCCAGCCGCUCAUCACGGCGCUGCUGGCUACGGCCGACAGGGAGGACGCGUCGGACUCGCGGCUGAGAUCGUCGGCGUACGAGACGCUGAACGAGAUCGUGCGGUGCUCCGGGGAUGACACGGCGGCGACGACGGCGCAGCUGACGCCGGUGAUCAUGGAGAAGCUGGCGCGGACCAUGGACAUGCAGAUUAUCUCCACGGACGACCGCGAGAAGCAGAGCGAGCUCCAAGCGCUGCUGUGCGGCGUGCUCCAGGUGAUCAUUCAGAAGCUGGGAGGUAACGACACGACCAAGACGGGAGUGACACAGUACGCCGAUCAGAUGAUGGCUCUCUUCCUCAGAGUCUUCGCCUGCCGCAAUGCCACGGUGCACGAAGAGGCCAUGCUCGCCAUUGGAGCCCUUGCGUACUCCACAGGCCCCGACUUUGGCAAGUACAUGCCCGAGUUCUACCGCUACCUGGAGAUGGGUCUGCAGAACUUCGAGGAGUACCAGGUGUGCGCAGUAACUGUAGGCGUGGUGGGCGACAUCUGCAGAGCGCUGGACGAAGCCGUGUUACCCUACUGCGACGGCAUAAUGACGCAGCUGCUCAAAGACCUCUCCUCGGACCAGCUCCACCGCAGCGUGAAGCCGCCUAUCUUCUCCUGCUUUGGGGACAUUGCGCUGGCUAUUGGGGAACACUUUGCUAAGUAUCUUGCUUACGCGAUGCCGAUGCUGCAGAGCGCGGCGGAGCUGUCGGCGCAGCAGGGGAUGAAUGACGUGUGGGACGAGGUGGUGGAGUACAACAACCAGCUGCGCGCGGGGAUCUUUGAGGCGUACUCAGGGAUUUUCCAGGGGUUCAAGGCGACGAAGCCGGAGCUCAUGGCGCCGUACGCGGAGCACAUCCUGCUGUUCAUCGAGAAUGUGUACCUGGACAAGCAAAGGGAUGAGAUUGUGACCAAGGCUGCGGUUGGUGUUUUGGGAGAUUUGGCUGACACUCUCGGAGUCGCUGCUGCUCAGCUUUUUGCCACCCACCGCUUCCACCGGGAGUUCAUUGAGGAGUGCUUGAACUCAGACGAAUCCAUUAAGGAAACAGCAGAAUGGGCGCAGAGCAGGAUUGCAGCCAUCACAGCCGCUUCGAGUUGA